GCCCCCGGGCGCUGCGCCGCUCCCCCGGGCCCGCACCCCGCGCCGCCGCCGCCGCCGCCGCGGCGCCUUCGCCGCCUCUCCUCCUCCUCCUCCUCUUCCUCCUCCUCCUCCUCCCGCAGCCCGCCGCCACCGAGCGCGGCCGUAGCCCCGCGCCCCCCACCCCCCCCCGGCUCGCCGCCUCCCCUCCCGCGCCGUCGGGCCGCGGCCUCCCCCGCCAUGUGAAGCGCAGGAAGAUGCGGAGGCGCUGCCCGGCCGCCCGCGGCGAGGGAUGAGCCGAGACGGGGAGAAGAUGACCGAGGACGCCUACCCAGACGAUGACAGCUAUAUUGUGCGAGUCAAAGCUGUGGUUAUGACCCGAGAUGACUCCAGUGGGGGAUGGUUGCCACAAGAAGGAGGCGGUCUCAGUAGAGUUGGCGUCUGCAAGGUCACAUACCCGGAGGGCAAUGGAAGAAGUGGAUUUCUAAUCCAUGGUGAAAGGCAGAAAGACAAACUGGUGGUGCUGGAGUGCUUCGUGAAGAAGGACCUGGUGUACACCAAGGCGAACCCAACCUUCCACCACUGGAAAGUCGACAACAGGAAGUUUGGGCUCACUUUUCAAAGCCCCGCUGACGCUCGGGCCUUCGACAGAGGCGUGAGGAAAGCCAUCGAGGACCUCAUUGAAGGGUCUACUACUUCCUCGUCAACGCUUCACAACGAGGCUGAGGUCGGUGAUGAUGAUGUCUUCACAAAUGCUACAGAUAGCUCCUCCAACUCCUCUCAGAAAAGGGAACAGCCUGUGCGAACUCUGGCUUCUCCGGCAUCCAGCGAACAUCGAAGAAUUUGCACUCGUGGACACCUUCACGACCAUUAUAGUUCUGACCACUACCAUCUAGAACAAUCAGCACCACGAUCAUACCGGCACGUCAAUUUUCCGGAUGACGAUGAGGAGAUAGUACGCAUCAAUCCUCGGGAAAAGAUUUGGAUGACUGGAUAUGAGGACUAUCGCCAUGCCCCAGCGCGAGGAAAGAACUUUGAUCCUGAUGACAUGGACUCCUACGUACGUUUUGCCAAAAGUGAGGCCUCAAAACACGAAUACACUUAUCCUUACGUAGACAACUCAGACUUUGACCUGGGUGAAGAUAUCAAGGGUGCUGUGAUAAAGACUCAACCCGUCAAAUUCAAGCCCAGACGGAAGGAGGAUGGUGAGAGGUCGCGGUGCGUGUACUGCAGGGACAUGUUCAAUCAUGAGGAGAACAAACGGGGUCAAUGCCAGGAUGCUCCAGACCGCGUCAAGACUUGCAUCCGUCGAGUGAGCUGUAUGUGGUGCGCAGACACUAUGCUCUAUCACUGUAUGUCCGAUCCGGAAGGAGACUAUACAGAUCCUUGCUCGUGUGACACCAGUGAUGAAAUGUUUUGCCUCCGGUGGAUGGCCCUUAUCGCCUUGUCUUUCAUUGCUCCAUGUAUGUGCUGUUACUUGCCGCUUCGGGCUUGUCACCACUGUGGGGUCAUGUGCAGGUGCUGUGGUGGAAAACACAAAGCUGCUGGAUGACUACAGAUGAGUUCAGAGUGUUAUGUUUUUCCUGUAGUUGAAGGAACACGUUGGUUUUUGAGCAUUGAGAUCACUUAUUUUGAUGCAGCCACUGUGCCCAACAGCAUCCAGAAACCACCAAUUUGGAUCACUUUACAUUUGAUCGUCUGGGGCUCACACUGCAUUGAUUUGCUCAUCAAGUGUUCUAACUAACUAACGUACAGCAUAGACUUUUGUAUUAUUAAUCUGUAAUCAAACAGACUCUCUUGUACAUGUUUAUAUUAUUUUUUCAGUUAAAAUGAGUUUGAGAAAAGAACUGCUUUAAAUGGUGGUGGAUUGUAGAACAUCUCCAGGUUGUGUCCGUCUUGCCUCUGCUUGCUCGGUACCAUCAGUGCAUUAGCAAGUUUUGGCAUUUCUCGAAACAGGGUGGUAUAGUGAAUGAAAUCUCACUUGGAAGAUAUUUUAACUUGCCGUCAAUUUAUUGUGUGUAUAGAAGGUGUGCUAGUAACAAACUUGUACCACAACACAGUAUUUCUGUCACUGGUUUUCUUUUUUUUUAUUAUUUUUUUUUGUUGUUGUUGUUGUUCUAUUUUCCAAAGCCAAAAUAGCCAUCUAAGCUGCAGUUUCUCUUCUAGAGUCCAUCGUCAUUUCCUUCAGCAAACAUCUUAAAUUAUUUCUCUGUUCUUAAAGUUCUAUGAACAGAAAGCAAGGCUCAGUUACCAUAGUCACAUAACCAUUGAGAAUCUGGUAGUUCUCCUUACCUGUAAUCAUUUCAGACCACUACUUGAAAGGGAAACUUAAAUUUUAGUGUUUUCUUUUUUCCCUAAAUAACUUUGGAAAAAUAAAACUGUGUUUUCAGAGUUCUGCUUGAAAGAAAGGAACUUCUUCAUUAGCCAGCCAUGUCGUGAUUUGAGAAUAAAACACUAAGGUUCCAGAUGGGGAAAGUUCUUGUUAUGCAAAGAAUUAUUAACAAUGCAAUGUCAAAAGCACUAUUGUAAUCCAUGGCAAUUCUGGGGAAAUGCUGCAUUAAGUGGUGGAUUGUAUGGAAAAUAGUAUUUGUUUAUUUUUUCUGUAUAAUACAUGAGCAUGAGAACAUACACAUCCACAGUAGAAACUACAUUUAGCAGUCUAAGCAGGUAUUUAAAAUCAAAAGCCAGGUUGUUAACCACCACUUUCAUUUCUUGACCUGCGGUCCCAAUCCUCCAGAUGCUUACAGAUGUCCCAACUUAAUGCGUGUGCAACCAGCAUUUCUGUGAUUCUGUGUGUAGGAUAAAGCAUGUGAGUCUUUGCAGGAGCCAGACUGAAGUGUCUCCCCCGCUUUCCCCUCCCCAGUUUGCCACCCAGAUUUAUCAAGUGGAUGCAUAAGGUGCAUACAGCAGGAUAAGAUUACUUUAAUUUUUUUUAAAUGUCAUGUUGUCUUGUGUACAAGGCUUGUAAUUAGCUGGAAAAAGAGUAUUUUUCUAAUAUAUUACAAGGAAUAGCCAAAUAAUUUUUAUUAAAAAAAAAUGAUUUAGCGCAGUGAGCUCUAACUAGCAUUGUACAAUCUGAAUACUUUGAGGCAGCUAGGGAUUGGCUUGUCAAAGCUGGCACUGCUGUUCCUGCCAUAAUUUCUUUCUGCAGUAAAUUGCCAGUGGGCGCAUGUCCUUUCCCUCCCUCUAUUGCACAUUGACAUCAGUCUUAAAAGAGAGGAUUUUUUUUUUUUGCCAAAUAAAUGUAAAAGGAACGCUUGCCAUUUUUUCUUGGUGGAAUGUCCCAACAGUUCCUCUGAGAGUUAAUCACAGCUUUUUAGUAAACCAUGAACUAAGUAUGCAAUGUGCUUAUACACUAUAGAGUUUGGUAGGCUUAAUUUGUAGCAGUUGCUGGGGAUCUUUUGGUUGGAAAAAAAUGAAUGGUAAUGGAAAAGGGAUGGAGUGUUACACUCUUGGUGAUGUGUCUGGGUUUGCUGAAUGAAAUAUAAAUAUUUUGUGCCUAAUAGCAGUUGACAAAUCUCUCAAUGGUGUCUAGUAAACAUCAAGCCAGCCUCGAAAAAAUUUAAUGGAACAACCUUUUCCUUUUAUUUCUGUUCUCAGAGUUGUUUCAUGUAAACAAACAUCUGUAAGAUCUUGUCUCUAUAAAGCACAACACUACAAAAAGAUCUUACAGCUUUUUGUCCGGUCUUGAAGUGCCCCUAUUUAUUUAAGUAAAGUAGACAUACUCCAAGCCUUUCUGUAUGUCUGGAAAUAAAAGUUAAAAAAAAAACUUUUUUAAUUUUAUUUUUUUUAAUUUUUCCUCCUUUCUUCUUCCUCCCUCUUCUCCUUUUGGGUUUUUGUAAUACUUGUAGAUUUUGCUGCGUGUGUUAUUUGGUUUGUGAAGGCAGUGGUGUAAGGGCACAAUGAUAGAAAUGGGUGUUUUUUGUAAAUAUUUCUCCUUAAUUUCCACACUGCUGCUGAACAGUGUGUAGCAUUCUCCCAGUCAGCUUUGCAAUACUGACCAUCAAUCAUUUGAGAGAAAUUAUUCAGAUUUUAUUUUUGUAUCUGUGGUAACAAAACAUUAACCAAUUUUUUUUCUGUUGUGGAAAAUUUUUUUCAAGCUAUUGCUCACAUUAACAAAUUAAAGUGCCUGAAGCCUCAUCAUUAUUGUAUCUAUAUACUAAAAGUUAAAACCCUGUUGUAUUGAUUUUUAUAAGCCUUUUUACCUCUGUGUAAAAAAAUAUAUAUACAAGUGUAUGAUGUACAUUUUAGUUCUUAACUUCUUUUUUUAUUGUUUCUAAUAUGUAUGAUCAAUGUAGCUAUUGCUUUAAAAUGUACCAUGUAAAUACAAAUACAUCAUAUCAAAAUGA
Cygnus atratus (black swan) is the source of this 4325-nucleotide messenger RNA. RefSeq names its product sprouty related EVH1 domain containing 2 (gene SPRED2). Bases 269 to 1528 code for a protein of 419 amino acids. Gene Ontology annotation, molecular function: protein kinase binding. Gene Ontology annotation, biological process: negative regulation of MAPK cascade; multicellular organism development. NCBI's taxonomy places the organism in Eukaryota, Metazoa, Chordata, Aves, Anseriformes, Anatidae. The transcript is spliced from 6 exons. The record is from RefSeq and is a predicted model, not a curated record. Gene Ontology annotation, cellular component: membrane.